This is a messenger RNA of Nilaparvata lugens (brown planthopper), 1735 nucleotides long. Its product is annotated as oocyte zinc finger protein XlCOF19-like. The coding region runs from base 164 to 955 and encodes 263 amino acids. NCBI's taxonomy places the organism in Eukaryota, Metazoa, Arthropoda, Insecta, Hemiptera, Delphacidae. The transcript is spliced from 3 exons. Gene Ontology annotation, molecular function: DNA-binding transcription factor activity; RNA polymerase II cis-regulatory region sequence-specific DNA binding. The record is from RefSeq and is a predicted model, not a curated record. Gene Ontology annotation, biological process: regulation of transcription by RNA polymerase II.
GAACAAUAGAACAAGAAGAACGUUGGAUACUUGGUCGCUUUGUUUGAGUUAAAAUUUAAUAUUUUAGUUUUGAAGUGAAAUUGACUGUGUCUUCCUGACUGUGACUGAGGCUUUGGUGUCAUCCAUCCCUGUAAACGUGGAGAAAACAAUCCCAAAUGAAGUCAUGGACUUUGAAAACGGAGACAUAGAGAAAGUACGACCUUCGAACAAAGAUGUCAUCAUCAGAUGUAUGAAUUAUGAAAUAAUAAAAGAGGAAGAAGAAGAAGAAAAAAAGGAAGACAAUGAUGACGGUGACGACGAAAAAGCAGAAAAACAAGACAAAAAUGAAAGAGAAAUUCUAUCACGCAAAACUACUGUUAAAAAACGACAUCAGUGUACAGUUUGUACAAAAAGGUUCACUCGGUUUUAUAAUUUGACUGAUCAUAUGCGCACUCACACUAAAGAGAAGCCUUUCCAUUGUACAGUCUGUACAAAAAGGUUCACUCGGUCUAAUCAUUUGACUGUUCAUAUGCGCACUCACACUAAAGAGAAGCCUUACCAGUGUAAAGUCUGUAAAAAAAGGUUUACUCGGUCUGAUUAUUUGACUGGUCAUAUGCUCAUUCACACCAAAGAGAAGCCUUACCAGUGUAAAGUCUGUGAAAAAAGGUUCACUCAGUCUGGUUGUUUGACUGUUCAUAUGCGCACUCACAACAAAGAGAAGCCUUACCAGUGUACAGUCUGUGCAAAAAGGUUCACUAGGUCUGGUGAUUUGACUGUUCAUAUUCGCACUACUCACACCAAAGAGAAACCUUUCCAGUGUACAGUCUGUGCAAAAAGGUUCCCUCGGUCUUAUAGUUUGACUGUUCAUAUGCGCACUCACACUAAAGAGAAGCCUUACCAGUGUACAGUCUGUACAAAAAGGUUUACUCAGUCUGGUUGUUUGACUGUUCAUAAGCGAACUCACACUAAAGUGUGAGCCUUUUCAAAUUGAAAAGAUACAUAUUUUAAACCAUUCUUAACAUGCUCUGAUUCUCUAUUUCUACAUGGUUUUUUGCUCCACUUAUUAAGAAUAACUAGUAAACUUCCUCCUACAAAGAAAACGUGCUUGCACGCACAACUUGCUUUUUCAGAUUUGUUUAUCUCACUAUGUGUCAAUCUCUUUUUAUUAAGUAGUGUUCUUUCAAGCAGGGAUACCUACAAUUUUGGUAGUGGGGGGGGUGAGAACGCAGAGAUUUGCGUCCUUGAAAUCUUGGAGGGGUGGAUCUUCAAAAUGGUUGUCAUCGGAAGAUGAAGACAACAAUCCUUUUCCUAGAUAAUAUGUUACACUAGUCUCGUUUCCAAUUAUCUGAAGGGAUUAAUAACAUUUUUCAUCAUUGUGUUGGCAAAUAAGAAUGUAGUACAAAUAUUAUUUUAAGAUUUCUUGACAAUUGGUCAAUUCUUGUUGUGUAUUCAUAAACUUAAUAAUAUUUUGUAUUUAUUUUUUCAUUUUAUUUUAUUUUUAUUUAUUAACAAUGCAAAUGACACUAUUAUAAUUUUCUAUUAUACUUUUCAAUUAGAAGGAAAUUUAGAAUUAUUGUAUUCUCCAUGUAGUACAUGAAGUACUUUGUUGGACUAAGCUCCAGAUCUACUGAUUCUUGAAAAAUAUUAAUGUUGAGCUUCAUACAAGUUUCUCAGCAGUAUUAAAUAAUAAUAGUGAUCUACUUUUUAUUUUCUAGUAGUAAUUAGGCCUACUUCAAAAAUGUUUUCAAGUUGUAAA